Molecule: messenger RNA, 438 nt
Organism: Ostertagia ostertagi
Lineage: Eukaryota; Metazoa; Nematoda; Chromadorea; Rhabditida; Trichostrongylidae
Source: the annotation of a GenBank genome assembly
AUGAUCAAGGGUCUCUCGGAAGGAGGAGCACCAUCAUCAGCUCCUGGAACCCCCGAAGCAGGAGCAGCAUCAGCAUCCCCAGGUGCCCCCGAUGCACCGAAGUCAGCAGAGGAUAAGUCGUCUGCAUCGGCACCUCCUGGAGCGCCUGGAGCUCCUGGUGCGCCCGAAAGUGGGAGCUCGGCGUCAGCGGAGAAGAAGGAAAGUGAAAUGAAGGAGCCCACAGAGAAGAAAGAAGGCGAAAGUAAGGAGCCUGCAGAAAAGAAAGAAAACACCCCUGCAAAGGCAGACGUGAGCAGUUCCCGUAAUAGUCCAAAACCUUUGGAUAACCUUUGGAUAGGGACCGAUGAAAGGAGACACCGAAGGAAGACGCCUAAGGCGCCUAGCAAGGCGGAUAAAGUAGAGGAGAAGAAAGAAGAGGGCAAGGAGGAGAAGAAGUGA